This is a messenger RNA of Trichomonas vaginalis G3, 687 nucleotides long. RefSeq lists its product as uncharacterized. Bases 1 to 687 code for a protein of 228 amino acids. Lineage: Eukaryota; Parabasalia; Trichomonadida; Trichomonadidae. The transcript has a single exon. The record is from RefSeq and is a predicted model, not a curated record.
AUGAACAAAAACGGAACAGCUAAAAUGAAUGAUAAUCAAAUUAAAGCAGAAGGUAGAAGGUUAUUUAAACGCUUCUAUAACAUUCCUGAUGGUGUUAAUCCUAAAACUCGUAGAAGCUAUUUAAAUGAAGCAAUAGAUGCAUAUGAAGGGUUUGACAUUUCAUCAGAAAGUGAGAGAUUAGCGAGAAUGUUAAAUGUUAAUAUUGAUUUCUAUUAUUGUGAUCCUCAACCAGAAGACGUGGACAUAAAUAAGGUAGACUUUCCAUUAGUGGAAUCAAUAAUGAUAGAUCCAGAAUUUGAAACAGUAAAUAUUUUAUUAACACAGAGUCCAUGUGGAAAACUUCACGCUGACAGAAUAACAGACGUUGAAGCACUCACCGGCUAUAAAGUUUGUCCAUAUUGUAAAGAAGAAGUUUAUUCUAUCCGCGAUGAUCCAGAAAGGAAAAACCAAAGAAGAUUUUUAAAGCAUUGUGAGAAAUGUAAAGAAAAUAAUGGGAGAUUAAUUCAAGACGUUCAGUUGCAAAAGACACAGCAACCAUAUGCACCACAUAUUAAUUCAAGACGAAGAUUUGACACAAUAGCUGAAUUUGUUAGAUAUAUUAACGGUAAUGUAUUAGUUGAAGUUGACAAUAAAUUAAUAGAAAUUCCGAUUUAUUUUAUUACUCCAUUAUAUUUAAAUAAUAUUUAA